Molecule: messenger RNA, 1448 nt
Organism: Chlorocebus sabaeus (green monkey)
Lineage: Eukaryota; Metazoa; Chordata; Mammalia; Primates; Cercopithecidae
Product: ADP-ribosylation factor-like protein 4A
Molecular function (GO): GTP binding; GTPase activity
Source: RefSeq, a predicted model, not a curated record
AUUCAUAGCCACUCUGUUAAGCUGACAAACCAUCCUUAAUAUCCGUAGAACAAAGAUGUCCAGACCUCAGAAUUCUCCUACUCCGCUGUGACUAAAACUUGCAGGUAGAGUAGGGAGCAAUAAAAUUUGUUCACAGUAAAUUAUUCCACCUGGCUCACAACCAUCCCGCAACAAAUGCCCAUUACUGCUUUCCUUUCACUUGAGUUUAAUAUAACUCUAUCUCAUCCUUUGUCUUUAAUCUUUUAGUGAUGCAAAUAUGGGUAAUUCUGAUUUUUUUUUUUUUUUGACCUAAGCUGUUUUUUUUUUUCUUUCACAAUGGAACAAAACAACACUUUCCCCUCCACCCCCAUAUCAAAUCUAGUGCUUUCAUCUUCUGGCUUUUUUUUUAGUUCUGAUUUUCAUGUUUACUUAUAGUUUUCUUAAUUUUCUCCAUUUUUCUUUGUUGACUGUUGUUUCUCAACUUUUUAAGUAUAGAUUGGAGAGCUAACUUUGUUUAAAAGAACUAUACUUUUUAGAGCUGCUUGGAGAGCUAAGCUGGAAAGACGUGGGGGUGCUUAUCCCUGCGUGGAAACGCUUGCCAAUGCUUUCUCAUUUGGACCCAGACUCCGGAUCGGGAGCAGUCUUAUAGCUGAAUCAGCUACCAAGAGAAGUUCUAAAGCAAGAAGAGAAAAGCAUUUCAAUUUGGGACAUUUAUUUGCACCUGGAAAUGGGGAAUGGACUAUCAGACCAGACUUCUAUGCUGUCCAACCUGCCUUCAUUUCAGUCCCUCCACAUUGUUAUUCUGGGUUUGGACUGUGCUGGAAAGACAACUGUCUUAUACAGGCUGCAGUUCAAUGAAUUUGUAAAUACCGUACCUACCAAAGGAUCUAACACUGAGAAAAUUAAGGUAACCUUGAGAAAUUCUAAAACAGUCACGUUUCACUUCUGGGAUGUAGGUGGUCAGGAGAAGUUCAGGCCACUGUGGAAGUCAUAUACCAGAUGCACAGAUGGCAUUGUAUUUGUUGUGGACUCUGUUGAUGUCGAAAGGAUGGAGGAAGCCAAAACUGAACUUCACAAAACAACUAGGAUAUCAGAAAAUCAAGGAGUCCCUGUACUUAUAGUUGCUAACAAACAAGACUUGAGGAACUCAUUGUCUCUUUCAGAAAUUGAGAAAUUGUUAGCAAUGGGUGAACUGAGCUCAUCAACUCCUUGGCAUCUGCAGCCUACCUGUGCAAUCAUAGGAGAUGGCCUAAAGGAAGGACUUGAGAAACUACAUGAUAUGAUCAUUAAAAGAAGAAAAAUGUUGCGGCAACAGAAAAAGAAAAGAUGAAUAUCAAUACCUAUUAUAUCUGUGUGGAGUAGGUUUUCUCUGGUCUGAUUUUGACAAAUAGAAGAGUGUCUACAACCUGGUUUGCCUGUCUGCCCUCCUGGAUGCUAUUAAAGCUUUGUUUUGUUGGACAAAAAAAAAA